Molecule: messenger RNA, 776 nt
Organism: Drosophila guanche
Lineage: Eukaryota; Metazoa; Arthropoda; Insecta; Diptera; Drosophilidae
Product: neuropeptide-like 3
Exons: 3
Coding region: 300-632 (110 amino acids)
Source: RefSeq, a predicted model, not a curated record
CUUCUGUAAAGUUCUUCUGUGAAGUUCCUCUGUUACGUUCUUCUUCUUCUCUUACGAAGCCAUUCUCCACGAACAUUAGCAUUUUCGUCUUACAGAGUACCGCGUGUGUGUCUCAGAAGACGUCUCUCGUUUUUGAUUCGGUUUUUCUUCUUGACGGCUGCUGCACAUGUCGGAUUUUGGGAGUAUAAAAGGCGGCGCGGAUUUGGAGUAUGCAACACAACCCAGCGAGGCGUCCACACAGACCCACUGUUCAUACUUCAGCCAAUAGCUAGCGCUUCAGGAUCGCAAGGAUUAGCAAAAUGUACAAGUUGGUGGUGUUCUUCGCUCUGCUCGCCGUGGUUGCUGCCCGUCCGGGGUACCUGGGUCUGGCCCCUUGGAGCUAUGCCGCUCCGGCGAUCCAUUAUGAGCCGGCCCUGGCCAAGGUGGGCGCCAUAGUGAAGACCAUUCCCAGUGCCGUGUCCCAUCAGAGCAUCAGCCAGGUGCACAGCUCGGCCCACAUCAUCCAGCCGAUUGUUGCUCCGGUCCUGAAGACCUACGCUGCCCCCAUCAUCAAGACCUAUGCGGCUCCGGCUCUGCACACUACACUCCUGUCGCCCUCGUGGGCCGGUCACGGCUGGGCCCCAUCUUGGUGAAGUGAUCCUGUACGGUAGUGCGUGGGCUAGCAACUGCUACCCAGAUCCAAUGCAAAUUUUCCCUCUUCAUCCUUCAGUCUUGUUUUUCCUUCUCCUUCAUGUUUCGACUGAUGUAAAUAAAACCAUGUUUCAUGCUCAGAAUAA